Molecule: messenger RNA, 2030 nt
Organism: Vitrella brassicaformis
Lineage: Eukaryota; Vitrellaceae
Source: the annotation of a GenBank genome assembly
GCCAUGCACUCACUUGGCGGCAAAACCGCCGCUCGUCAUUCAUCGAUACAUCAGAUGCUAUCCACACACCGUCGUGUUGGAUGUAUCAUAUGUCAGUUGCUGCUGGUUCUCUCCUUGUCGGUGCCAUGAUUCUUUGUCUCAGCUAUGGGUAAGAGGUAGUGAGUGGAGUGUUCCUCAGGCAGCAGCCUCUCUAGCUGUGGGGCCUUCUCGUACAUCCCCAGCAGCCCACCCGUGUGGACGAACAGAAUGCGCGAGCCCCUGAACCGACGCGGCUCCUCGCGCAGACACCGCAGCAACGCGUGGACAGCCUUGCCAGAAUACACCUUUACACACACCACACACCACACACGGUGUCACACACAGGGUAGCGAGUGAGUGUUGCUGGCAGCUGUGUGUGCGUGUGUGGAUUGGUCACUUACUGGGUCCAGGAUGACUCCAGUGGCCUUUGCCACUGUGGCGAUGGUGUCGAGCUCCUCUGGUCGACUGAUGCCGUACCCGAGGCCAGCGGCCUCCACCAGCGACACCAGGGACCGGCUCAUCGGUCCAUCGACAUGGCCCAUCCCUACACACACACACAUACACACAGGCAUCUACUUCAGAAGCUCUCCUGAGCUCAGCUCCCAUACUGCGUACCAGGGUAGAUCUUGGUGUCGAUGUGGUUGAAGAAGUAGCCCUCAUUGUCGCACACACAUAUCCCGUGCACCCUGACGUCGCCCAUCUGAGGGCUGAGGUGACACCCGAGUGCGGUGCCGGCCAGGCUGCCGCCGCUGCCGCAUGCUAUCACGAUGUCAGUGAUGCCCAGCGGGUCGGCCGCCAGCUGCUGCUCCAGCUCGCGGACCAUCUCGAUGUACCCCCACGUGCCCAGUGCGUUUGAGCCGCCCACAGGUAUCCUGAGUGAAGGGAUAGACACACACAACAUCAUGUGGGGGAGGUGUUGUUGGUUGGUUCGGUGUGGUGAUUGAUCGGCUGAUUGAUUGCCUGACUGCUUACUUAUAAGGGUUCUUGCCCUGUUGCCUUAGCUGGGACACCACCAUGUCGAGCAGCUUCUCGCUGCACACACACACAGACAUCCAAUCAUCCAGCCAGCCAGCAAGCCAUCAAUGGUCGUGAUGGCCUCCAUCCAUCUCUUUUUGUGAGUGUGUGCGCGUCUGUAUCUGUGUGUGAUGGCCUGUGGGUUGUCUGUCCACGCCACGCACCUGCCAUGGUGUCUGUAUUCGGCCUUUGACACGAGCCACAGCCUCGAGUCCAUCAAACGGUCGACCAACAGAUUGCCCGUCAACCCCGCUGACUGCACGACCAAACACACAACACAACACAGCUUCCCUCCCUCCCUCCCUGUGUCCUCCGCGUCUGUCUGUCUGUAUGUGGUCUGGCUCACCCACCGACCGGUUUGUCGGUGUCAGUGUGUGUCUUCUCGGGUAUCCUCAGAAUCAAAUGUGGCUCCAGGCCAAACAUCCGUGCGGCCACUGCCGUGGCGCGGCAAUGAUUCGACUGAAUGCCGCCAAUCUGACAAACAGAACAGACACACAGAUCCUGUUAGUUAGGCUUGACCACCAUUGUGGCGUGUUUGCGGUGCGGUUGCUGACCGUGACGACACUGUCAUGCCCCCUGUCCACCGCAUCAGCCAUCAGAAACUCCAGCUUCCGCACCUGAACCAACGAACGAACGAACGAACGAACGAACGAACGAACCAACGAACGAACGAACGAACGAACGAACGAAGCGGCGAGUGGAAUGAUCGUGUAUGAGUGACUGGUUGGCUAGUCAGUACAUACUGACUUUGUUCCCGCUGAGCUCCACGCCUGUGAAGUCGUCUCUCUUGAUCCACAGCUCCACACCGGCAGGCAGACCAGGCACUGACCAGGGCCUGCACCACACGUCCAUCCAUCCAUCCAACCUUGGUACCCAUUCAUGGGUCGUUGGUACGUGAUGGGUGUGGGUGCGCCUAUUGCGAGUGCUGUCCGCAGCUUGGGCGGCGUCAGAUGUGCGGCCCAUGAUGGCGGCUUGUAAGGGUGAAGGGCAGGAGGCAU